CAUUACCUACGGGUAUCAGUGGCACUUACGUAUUGUCGUGGCCCGUGUUUACGACUAUGUAUUUCCCAGGCAUUCAGCCCAGUCAAGCUUCAUCCAAUUUCCUCCCCUGUAAUAAUCGAGCUCCCUUCUUGCUGCUAUUAAGAGUCGACCUAACUAGUUCUUCGGUCCAUUUCGGCUGCGUAGCAGUAAGUAUCUUAGUAGCCUAAGUACUGAAUAGUUGUCAGUCGUCAGACUGCGUUACCUUAGCCUUCUUCUAUAUUCCGCAGGCUUAUCUUCCGAACGAUUUCGAAAGGGGGAAAUGCAAAAAGUCAAAAAUACUAGUAACAUUGUCCAUUCUACAACUGCAAUAAACGAGCUCCCGUCGACACCAUAGUUACCGUCGCCAUAGUCGGAGAGAGCCUAGAAGCCUGUGGGCGCCCCCAGAGAGUCGGAGCUGUCGGGUGUGACUCCAUACUUCUCCUAAUCGGCGGUGUCGCGUCCCUCCGGUUGUCUGGGUAAGCUGCCACAGUAUUUUGUAUGUGUUCCUCUCGCUUUCGUGCUCCAACAUUUAGAUAGCGAUAACCAAGCCAGCGAAUUCCAAGGUUAAUGCAGUUUUCGGGAAGUCAAGCAAUUCCUCGAUUCGCUAUACUCAUUCGGGUCUUCCCUGCAUGUUACCCCAGCUUUUUUCCUUGGACAGGCAUACCGGCUGGAUUUCACUCUAUGCAUCUUGGAUCACUCAUUACAUCGUGCUACACCAUGCACGGAGUACUCCGCCCCAGGGAAUAACAUCAUAGUCUGCAGCUCGAAAUGAUGUAGACGGCUGGUGGUCGAAGGGAUAACCCAAAGACGAUAACCCUGCAGGCGCCCUAUCUUCACCCUGAUUCGUUCCAUUGCGGAUGUCCUGAUAAUCCAAGACUGAGAGUGUGCCUAGUACCUACUGUACGGUCUGCAUUGGCGAUCCGAGUAUAGCCAGGCAGCGGUCAGAUUGCUUUUUCAACAAACAACUCAUCACCAAGCCAGCCCUUCUGUGAAAAUUAAAAAUGGAGAUUUGUUCUGAAAAUUCGCCUGCAAUUUUUAAAAGAAUGACAGACCAUCGGCACUUCAAGAUAACUGUCGGACCUUCCGAGGGGAUUAGGCUUAGCCUGGAAGGAGUAACCAAAGGUACG
Molecule: messenger RNA, 1145 nt
Organism: Aspergillus welwitschiae
Lineage: Eukaryota; Fungi; Ascomycota; Eurotiomycetes; Eurotiales; Aspergillaceae
Exons: 2
Coding region: 586-765 (59 amino acids)
Source: RefSeq, a predicted model, not a curated record